GCCGCCCCCGCUGCCGGCCCUGCCCGCCGCCUGCGCCCGCAGCCCCGCGCGCGCCCGGCUGGCGCCGGCCUCCCCGGACGGUUUAGAAUGUAAUUCAAGAAUUCUAUAAUACAACAAAGUAGCUUAACACCUGUCUAUGUGCUUCCCAUGGUAUGUUCUCCAUAUUAAAAAAUUAUGACCUCAGCAUCCAAAGGAAUUCUCCGCCCAUUUCUAAUCGUCUGCAUUAUCCUGGGCUGCUUCUUGACCUGUCUGCUCAUCUACAUGAAGCCCACCAACAGCUGGAUCUUCAGUCCCAUGGAGUCAGCCAGCUCAGUGCUCAAAAUGAAAAAUUUCUUCUCCACCAAAACCGAUUAUUUAAAUGAAACCACUAUUCUGAUUUGGGUGUGGCCAUUUGGGCAGACCUUUGACCUGACGUCCUGCCAGGCAAUGUUCAACAUCCAGGGAUGUCACCUCACAACAGACCGUUCCCUGUACAACAGAUCUCACGCAGUUCUGAUCCACCAUCGAGACAUCAGCUGGGAUCUGACGAAUUUACCUCAGCAGGCGAGGCCGCCCUUCCAGAAAUGGAUCUGGAUGAAUUUGGAAUCACCUACUCACACACCCCAAAAGAGCGGCAUUGAGCACCUGUUCAAUCUGACUCUGACUUACCGCCGUGACUCGGAUAUCCAAGUGCCUUACGGCUUCUUGACGGUGAGCACAAACCCCUUCGCGUUUGAAGUGCCAAGCAAAGAGAAGUUAGUGUGCUGGGUUGUAAGUAACUGGAAUCCUGAGCAUGCCAGGGUCAAGUAUUACAAUGAGCUAAGCAAAAGCAUUGAAAUCCAUACCUAUGGGCAAGCAUUCGGAGAGUAUGUGAAUGAUAAAAAUCUGAUUCCUACCAUAUCUACUUGCAAAUUUUACCUUUCCUUCGAAAACUCAAUCCACAAAGAUUACAUCACAGAAAAGCUCUACAAUGCUUUUCUGGCUGGCUCUGUACCUGUCGUUCUGGGGCCAUCUAGGGAAAACUAUGAGAACUAUAUUCCAGCAGAUUCAUUCAUUCAUGUGGAAGAUUAUAACUCUCCCAGUGAGCUAGCAAAGUAUCUUAAAGAAGUCGACAAAAACAAUAAGUUAUACCUUAGUUAUUUUAACUGGAGGAAGGAUUUCACAGUAAAUCUUCCACGGUUUUGGGAAUCACAUGCCUGCUUGGCUUGUGACCAUGUGAAAAGGCACCAGGAAUAUAAGGCCGUUGGCAAUUUAGAAAAAUGGUUUUGGAAUUAACGUUUUCUGUCAUUUGCACACUUGGCAAAAUUAUUUUGAUGCAGUGUCAUCCGGGUUUCAAGGAUGAGAAGAAAGACAACAUUCUGCUUUUGUGCCACAAUUUAUUUGUAUCACUCUCUCUUGGACAACAUGCUUAUUUUGAAGAGAGAUUUUUAAGAGCUCAGCAUUAGCAAUCACUCCAUUUGGUUAUAAAUUAUCCUGUAUAUACCUAAUUAUGUGCACUGAAAAAAUAAUUUAUUCUUCACUACAAUUUGUAAACAUUCUUUUUUCACAUUUUUGUAGCUGUGUGUAAUGUAAGUUUGUGAUACGAUUUCAUUUCUACAUCAAUCUGCUGUUUAAUCUUUGGAAAACGAAGACGCACGUCUUAGUAUAUGAAAUAUUUUCACUAAAUAUUAUAGUCUCUUGUUCCAAGUUUGCAUACUGCAACAAAGGAAAGGCGUUUGUAAUUGAAUUCUAACCUCUUUGACUUCGAAGUUGAACAAAGUGUACAGCUGUCGCUAUUUGAUCUGUUUUUACCUGUCUACCACAUUUGUGAAGGCAGAGUUACUCACAUAGUAAAUAAGAUAGGGAGGCAGAACUGUUCUAUUCAGGAAACUAUAGCCUUCCCAUUUAUUUCUACUAAGCUGACUUGCAAAUGUAGCCACUUGCUCUCAUGAUCCUAAGUUAUAUUAUUUAAGAAUUUUAAAAUGUCAAACUUGUUGGGAUUUUUAGUACCUGGGAAAUAAUCCUAGUAACACUUAAGAAAAUCUGAGACAGUUCUCUUCCUGAUCUUGAUAGCACUAUUUUCGUAAUGAUAACAAUUAUUUCCUCAAGUAACAAAGGAAAAGACACAAAUGUAUAGAUAUAAAUCAUAUUUAUAAAUGGUACACUUAUGUGCAAUUUUGAAUAACAUAUCAAUUUAAAAUAUUUUCUUCUCUAGCCCCAAUAUUUAAGUUGCAUUCACCAUGUGGACAAAUAAAUAGACAACACUGGAGAGGUCUGUGCUAUCAUAGAAAAGAACCUAAGUAAAAUUAUCAUCACAGUUUUAAAUAUAAACUGUUAAGCAUAAUAAAGUGGAGAUCUAUAGGAAACACACAAUGCUAACACAGAGUAAGAUCUCAGGACACAUCUGUUGAAUGAACCAGUGACUGGCAUUGGAAGUCAUGUGGAAGUUGAGUUUCUGUCAAUGAAGUGACAGUUCUAGGCUAGAGGUACUAACUGGAGAUGAUGUUUUAAAUUCCAUUUAGUAAUUAUUCAUAUAUAUAUAUAGCACAUACAUCCAUGGCCCUCAGAGCUUUACAGAGCCAAAUUGUCAUUAUACUAAGUUUGGGGAGAAUUCAUCCCUGAACUCACAGUUGCUAUACAGCAUUUCUCCAUAAAGCAAAGGGCUGGAUAUAAGAGAGAAUAAUAGAUGAGAAAAAAUGGGAUGCUAAGGAUUCUUCAAGGAAAACAUUCCCCGAAAGAAUCUUUAAUGACUUUAUUCCACUCAGGCCAAAUCCCAUCAAAGGAAUUAGAAUGUUCUGAUGAUAUCCAUUUGGGUCUACUUGCAACUUAUUCUAAUAGCCCUAUUACAUGUAAACAGCAGAUCUCAAAUCCACAAUCGUCUACAUCAAAUGGAAGUUAGAGAAAAAGGUACAUUUGGUUCAGUAGGAGGUACACCCUACAAUCCAGACUGCCCUGUGAGGAUGAGCUCUCUGGAGCACUAGGAGGAUUUGAGCAGAGGGAGAUUCCUGCACUGGACAGAGGUUUGUCUGAGCCUCUUGUUCAUUUCCUUCCCCGUGAUUGA
Messenger RNA from Manis pentadactyla (Chinese pangolin), 3019 nucleotides. It is a transcript of the gene FUT9, whose product is annotated as fucosyltransferase 9. The coding region runs from base 175 to 1254 and encodes 359 amino acids. The record is from RefSeq and is a predicted model, not a curated record. Gene Ontology annotation, molecular function: alpha-(1->3)-fucosyltransferase activity. The transcript is spliced from 3 exons. Gene Ontology annotation, cellular component: membrane. NCBI's taxonomy places the organism in Eukaryota, Metazoa, Chordata, Mammalia, Pholidota, Manidae.